GAAGAAUGAUUCACUUCUCAUGGAACUGGAAGUAACAAGACAGCAACAUUAGUUGCAGACGAUAAAUAAAAUCUACUCUGAAUGCAUUGUUCAAUCAUUUUAUUAGGGUUACCCUGAAACAUUCAAGAAGACCUCCAAGGUCCCUUCCAAUUCUGUUAUUUUGUUCUAGUGGACAUUAUGGGGAGGCCUAGGCUCCCAGUGAUCCUGGAUGUUCACUCCUGUUCUAAUAGAAAUAAGUUAGCUGAAUGGAGCAUUUCAUAUAACUGAAUGAAGAAAUUUGUCCAUUUUGUGAAGAAAUACAAAUUUUAUAGUAUUCUUCAAUGUUAUACAUAUGAUUAUCACUUGGAAAUUUGCUUUCUUAGUAAAAGGAGUUCUAAGAAACCGAAAGACUGAUACAUGAAUUUCCAAAACAUGAUGGAGAAUCAUACACUCAUUGUCAGUUUUCAGCUACUAGAUUUUCCUGAACUACAUCAACUUGAACAUCUCAUUGGCUUCAUUCUUCUUGCAUCAUAUAUGAUUACUUUAGCUGGAAAUAUCAUGAUUAUCAUCCUGGUUAUUCAUGAUCCCCAACUACACAUCCCCAUGUACUUUUUCUUAGGUAAUCUUUCUUGCUUAGAAAUACUAAUCACAACCUCCAUUAUUCCCAAGGUACUGCUAAGUCUUUUGCUGGGCAACAAAUCUAUUUCAUACCCAGGGUGUCUUUCGCAGUGCUAUUUUUUCUUCUUCCUGGGAAGCAGUGAUUUUGUCCUUUUAGCAGUCAUGUCAUAUGAUCGGUAUGUGGCCAUUUGCAAUCCUUUGCAAUAUCCAGUGAUCAUGAGACAUGAGUUCUGCCUAUGGCUAGUUAUUAGCUGUUAUGCAACAGGUUUUUUGGGAACCAUUCUCCCCACCAUCCUAGUUACAAAUUUGUCUUUCUGUGACAGAAAUCAGAUUGAUCACUUUUUCUGUGAUAGCUUAGCCUUGAUGAAACUGGCCUGUACUGACACUAAUCUUGUGGAGUUAAUAAGUUUUUUCUCAUCCUCAGUGAUUGUGGUAGGGUCUUUCAUUAGCACCAUUAUAUCCUAUGUUUAUAUAGUCACAGUUAUUGUCCAGAUUCCAUCUUCCUCCGGAAGACAAAAGGCAUUCUCUACUUGUUCAUCCCACUUAACUGUGGUUAGUCUUGGGUAUAGCAGUUGCAUUUUCAUGUAUGUAAGGCCUUCAGGCAGCAAUCCAUCAACAAAUAAAAUUGUUUCUCUAAUCAAUACAGUAUUGACUCCUUUGUUGAGCCCAUUCAUAUUCAGUUUGAGAAAUAAGCAAAUGAAAGAGGCUGCAAAAACAAUUUUCAUAAAGCAUGCAGUCUAGUGAAGUUAAUUCACAUUCUCUCAAUGGAGAACUUCUGGAAGUUGUAAGUUGUAAGUUGCUGUGCAAUCAAGUUAACAUGAUCAAGUUCAAGUUAAAUAUUUAUGAACAACCCCUCCUUUCUCCAUGUCAUACUAGCAGUUGAUGAAAGAAUUAAUAUUUCUACCUAUAGUAUAAUCUGCACCUCAGAAUUGUACCUUAAAAGAAAACUAUGGAUGAAUAUCAAGGAAACAAAUGGUGGCAGGAUUCUUUUUUCUGCAAUAUAAUUAAAAGUGAUUGAUAACCAAACAUUCUUUUUGUUAGAUAAGGAAAAUUACUGGAUUCCUAUCAUUUUGUAUUUAAAAGAAUCAAUUGUUAAUAAAGAUUGGUAUUUAAUAUUAAGAUCAGGUAGCUAUGCAGAAAUAUUUAGUUUGCACUAUUUUUUUUUAAAAAAUGUCUUUUUUUAAAAUUGUGCAUUCCAGUCUACAUAUGUGUUUCUGAUGUGAGAAAGUGAAUGAAGUGUCUCUUCUAUACAUUUAACAGACCGAAAAGCAAAGCAAAUGUAUCUCUUGAAAAUUGACUUCAUGUUCCUAUUUAAUUUCAUUUUUGGAAUGAUCAAAAGUUAUGAAAAUGCUUGGACAAUUAUUAAAGUAAUGAAAACAUUCUGAAAAGAUUUUGCUGUUGCUGCUUUAGUAAAGAUAAUAAAGUUGCUAAUUUCAGGCUUUCCCUCA
Molecule: messenger RNA, 2045 nt
Organism: Crotalus tigris (Tiger rattlesnake)
Lineage: Eukaryota; Metazoa; Chordata; Lepidosauria; Squamata; Viperidae
Product: olfactory receptor 6M1-like
Exons: 2
Coding region: 397-1338 (313 amino acids)
Biological process (GO): G protein-coupled receptor signaling pathway
Cellular component (GO): membrane
Molecular function (GO): G protein-coupled receptor activity; olfactory receptor activity
Source: RefSeq, a predicted model, not a curated record